Molecule: messenger RNA, 1305 nt
Organism: Otolemur garnettii (small-eared galago)
Lineage: Eukaryota; Metazoa; Chordata; Mammalia; Primates; Galagidae
Gene: OVOL1
Product: ovo like transcriptional repressor 1
Exons: 4
Coding region: 350-1153 (267 amino acids)
Biological process (GO): epidermal cell differentiation; regulation of transcription by RNA polymerase II
Cellular component (GO): nucleus
Molecular function (GO): RNA polymerase II cis-regulatory region sequence-specific DNA binding; DNA-binding transcription factor activity, RNA polymerase II-specific
Source: RefSeq, a predicted model, not a curated record
CCGCCGCGAGCCAAUAAAGCGUGAACCCGUCCGUCCGGCUCGCACUUUAAGACUUCUCGAGCGGCCGCGGGGACGCCAGUCGAGCCAGAGGACGCUUACCUGCCGCUUCCCCCGCCGCCCGCUGCACCUGGCUACAAGGAACCUCGUUCGGAGGGUGGACGGCGACACUCGGCGGAGUUGGAAACCGCGCGCGCCGUCCGGGCACCGUCUUUUAGCUGAACGUGGGGGCGCCUUUGCGACUCCUUCCCUGAACCGUGCUCUCUCCCGCCUCCAGUCAGCCCCGGAAAGGUGGGACGGGUCCCGGCUGUAGUUAUAGAAGCGGACCGUGCCCAGCGAAUAGGGUUGGAAAAUGCCCCGCGCGUUCCUAGUGAAGAAGCCGUGCGUCUCCACGUGCAAGAGGAACUGGAGCGAGCUCCCCGACGAGGAGCGCGGCGAGAUCUACGUGCCAGUCAGCCUGGGCUUCUGCCCACCCCAGCCCUACCGGGAGCCGGAACCGUCAGUGGCUGAACCCCCUUCCUGCCCCCUGGCUUUGGACAUGAGCCUUCGGGAUGCCAGCUAUAGCAUGGCCCCUGCGCCCUGCGUGGUGGCCCAGCUGCCCUCUGAAGACAUGGGCCGCCUGACAGACCCCCAGAGCAGAGACCAUGGUUUCCUGCGCACCAAGAUAAAGGUGACCCUAGGGGACAGUCCCAGUGGAGAGCUCUUCACCUGUCACAUCUGUCAGAAGACCUUCACCUACCAGCGUAUGCUGAAUCGCCACAUGAAGUGUCAUAAUGAUGUCAAGAGGCACCUCUGCACAUACUGUGGGAAGGGCUUCAAUGACACCUUCGACCUUAAGAGACAUGUCCGGACCCACACGGGUGUGAGGCCCUACAAGUGCAGCCUAUGUGACAAGGCCUUCACUCAGCGCUGCUCCCUGGAGUCUCACCUCAAGAAGAUCCACGGCGUGCAGCAGAAGUAUGCCUACAAGGAGCGGCGUGCCAAGCUGUAUGUGUGUGAGGAGUGCGGCUGCACAUCCGAGAGCCAGGAGGGGCACGUCCUACAUCUGAAGGAGCACCACCCUGACAGCCCACUAUUGCGCAAGACCUCCAAGAAGGUGGCUGUGGCCCUGCAGAACACUGUCACAUCCCUGCUGCAAGGCAGCUCCCACCUGUGAAUGGCACAAGCCUCAGGGAUGCUCCCAGAGGCCCCGAGGGGGUUUGGGAUCACCUCCCUGCUGCCCCAUCAGUCCACUCUCCUGCGGCCUCUUGCCUGAAAACCAGUGAGACGGACUAGAGCUCCCAUGCCUCAGCAUCCCCCUAGGGCACA